This is a messenger RNA of Perca fluviatilis (European perch), 2139 nucleotides long. RefSeq lists its product as uncharacterized. The transcript has 11 exons. The coding region runs from base 1 to 1521 and encodes 506 amino acids. Gene Ontology annotation, biological process: interleukin-15-mediated signaling pathway; T cell activation; positive regulation of ERK1 and ERK2 cascade. The record is from RefSeq and is a predicted model, not a curated record. Gene Ontology annotation, molecular function: protein tyrosine kinase binding; MHC class II protein binding. Lineage: Eukaryota; Metazoa; Chordata; Actinopteri; Perciformes; Percidae. Gene Ontology annotation, cellular component: membrane raft; external side of plasma membrane.
AUGGGACGGUCCGGUAAAGAGCACAGGCUCCCGCUUCUGCGUUCCCUGAAAAUGGUCCAGAAGUUUCAGCCUCCUGUGAAAGAUGGAAUACGUGAGAGGUUGGAGUCCCCAAGAAAGAGGGUCGACUUCCGCACCUCCAACGACCAGUCCUGUAUUUUUCUGAAAGCAUCAGUGGAAGAGAACCCUUUCUCUAUAAGAGACCUGGACAAGAAGUCAUUCUGUCCUUGUGUAAAGUGCUUUGAGUGUUUAAGACUAGAAAAGCGCAAUAUAAAUAAACGCAAUCCAUUUACCAUCACUUGUUUUCUCUCAGUCUCUCCAUCUCCACCAGACGCUGAUCCAAAGAGGGACGGUCAAGUCACAUUAGAGUGCUCUCUGAUUAGAAUAAGAGACCAACCUUGUCUAGAGAACAGCAUCCGCUGGGUGGAUGAGACAGGAGCUGAGCUGCUUGGUGAAGGUGAUGGGUACCGUGUCCUCCAACAGACGGACUGUGUCUCUCGUCUGACUGUGAAGCGUCAGAGUGGCCACAACAGGAAGUACACCUGCCAGCUUGUUGAUAAGCAGAAGAAUGUAAAGAUAGAGGCUGACUACACACCUGACUUCAACGGCAUCAGUGGAAGAGAACCCUUUCUCUAUAAGAGACCUGGAGAAGAAGCCGUUCUGUCCUGUACCACUGAAUCAUCCUCCCCCCCAACAUGCUCCAUGGUUACAUGGCUUUACAACAGAGAUCAGGAUCAGACUCUCACUGAGGUCUGGAAUGGAGAAGUUAUAGAGAUCUCAGCCCGAGCUGCCAGGCUGAGUGUGAACACUGACUGCUCUUUGGUCAUUAACAACAUCACUGCUGAGGAUGCUGGUCAAUACGGCUGUCGGCAGGGGGGAGACACUAAUACAGAUGUAUAUACAUUUCUAAGUGUUCUGACAAUCUCUCCAUCUCCACCAGACACUGAUCCAAAGAGGGACGGUCAAGUCACAUUAGAGUGCUCUCUGUUGAGAAUAAGAGACCAACCUUGUCUAGAGAACAGCAUCCGCUGGGUGGAUGAGACAGGAGCUGAGCUGCUUGGUGAAGGUGAUGGGUACCGUGUCCUCCAACAGACGGACUGUGUCUCUCGUCUGACUGUGAAGCGUCAGAGUGGCCACAACAGGAAGUACACCUGCCAGUUUGUUGAGGAGAACAAUGUAAAGAUAGAGGCUGACUACCCACCUGACUUCAACGAUCCUAAUCAGAUCUACAUCAUCAUCGGGGGUGUGGUCGGGGCGGUGGUAGUGCUGGUCGUCAUCGCCGCUGUUCUCAUCAUAUACAGGAAGAGAGCCAACGUGACAGAGGAUGUUCCGAAACCAACUCAACACCCUGGCGAGCCAGAGAGCAAUCUGACCUAUGUCACUGUAAACCAUGCUAAUCAGCAGGCCUCUUCUUACAAAAAGGUCAAAAAGGAGGAGGUGAUGUAUUCUACAGUCAGAAGUCAGAAGACAGAAGCAGACGAGGAUCCCAGCAGUCUCUACAGCAAUGUCAGAAAACUGAAAUAAAUCAGAGGAAAUGCGACUUCUCACAAAAAAUCCUCCCGUCAGAGUGUUUUCUGUCUGUUGAGGAGUGGACAGUUGGAUUGGUGCUUUGUUUUUGUUUUUUUAGUUUGUGUUGUACUGGCUUUUCUCAGCACCUGGUAAGGACGCCCCCCCCCCGGGCGCCUCCCUAGGGAGGUUUUUCCAGGCAUGUCCAGCUGGUAAUAGGCCUCGGGGGAAGACCCAGGACUAGGUGGAGAGAUUAUAUGUCCAUCCUGGCCUGGGAACGUCUUUGGAUCCCCCAGUCAGAGUUGGAUGUUGUGGAUCAUGAAGGGAAGUUUGGGGUCACCUGUUGGAGCUGCUGCUCCCGCGACGCAACCCCGGAUAAGCGGAUGGAUGGAUGGAUGUAUGGAUGGAUGGAUGGAUGGAUGGAUGGAUGGAUGGAUGGAUGGCUUUGCUUAGCAUUAAGAUAAUACUGCACACUGUCGGUCCUACUUGGUGUUCUAUUACUUAGCUGGUUUAUGAUUUUUAAAAACAAAACCCAUUAAACAGAAUUUGCAGCUUGGUUGUUCCUUAUCACAAAUAUAUGUUUUUAUCAGGGCUGUCAAAAUUAACGCGUUAAUUUUUGCGUUAAUUUUUUUAUAU